Messenger RNA from Phyllotreta striolata, 1533 nucleotides. The record is from the annotation of a GenBank genome assembly. Lineage: Eukaryota; Metazoa; Arthropoda; Insecta; Coleoptera; Chrysomelidae.
UAGUUAAAACUUACGAUUCGUUGAAAAACGUUGGUUGUUUAUUAUAUCGCUUCGUUUAAAUAAAAAUAUGUUAUUUUUUAAACAAGCUACUAUAGAAUUGCCGCUGUUAUUAGUUUAUACAGCUUUUACAUUGACGGGUUCAUUGUUUAUCAAUCUUUUUAUUUACCGCACCUGUUAUGUUACUUUGGGCUACAAUGAAUCGCAGUGCAUUUUAUUAGGGCAGGAAACGAGUGACGAGUUGCAGGAAUUGGAACGUAUAGUGCAACCUGCGGCGAAUCUUCUUACUUUGGUGUUUCAAAUAUUUUUUAACGUUUUACCUAUAUUCGUGUGCAUUUUUGCGGGUCCUUGGUCUGACAAAUAUGGCCGUUUACCCCUUCAGUUAAUGUCAUUAAUUGGAUUGACGCUUAGUUUAGCAUUAUUAUCACUACUGCUGUGUUUCAAAAAUCUUUCACCAUGGAUGUUUUUAUUGGCAUCAAUUCCUGCAAUACUAACUGGAAGUGUUCCAACAUAUUUUACCGCUGUUUUGUCGUACCUUAACGAUAUUUCGUCAGAUGAUACCAGAACUGUAAGAAUGGUUAUAUUCGAAGCCCUUAUAAUUUGCGGUACUCUAAUAGGGUCGCUUUCCAGUGCUCCUCUACUUUAUGCCACCAAUUACGAAUUGGUUUUUUUCAUAGGAUCGUGCCUGGUCGCUUUAGGCACUUUAUACACCAUGUUCUUUGUAAAAGAGUCCGUCAGUAUUAAAGAAAAAUAUGAGGGAAAAAUUCUAGAUGUGAUUAAUUGCAGUUAUGUUGUAGACAUGUUCAAAGUAGUGUUUAAAAAAAGAGAAGAUUGGAACAGAUUGAUCAUUAUUAUCAUUUUCUUAGCUAUCACGAUUAUCGAUUUUACAUCGACUGGAUCCAAUAUAGUCAGAUUUCAAUUUUUGAGGGAACAAUUCUCGUGGACUCUGCCGAAAUUCAACUGGUUCAAUUGCGUUUCGCACGUAAUUACUAUUUCAGGAACGAUUGUAGGUACUGCGAUAUUGAAUAAACUUUUUAAAGUUCAAGAAACCGUAAUAGCUUUGAUCGGAUUGUUCAGUUCGGUAGCAUAUUGCUUUCUAUGGGGAGUUGCAACAAACGAUUAUUACAUUUAUGUUGGAAUAGCAGUGGCCGUUUUAUCGGAAAUAUCCCGCCCUAUGCUAAGAACCCGCGUGGCCCAAAUUGUUCCAGCAGAGGAAAUGGGCAAAAUAUUUGCAUUAAUAAUCGGCGUCGGUGGUUCAGUAAGCGUCGGAUCGACUUACUUAUUUACCAAGAUCUACAACGCAACCAUUCAAAUACAUCCGGGAAGUUACAAUUUUUUGGCCGGAUUAAUUUAUUGCUUCGCAAUAUUUUUAGUGGGGGUAAUAAUCACUUUCGAAAUUUGUUCUCCAAACAAGAGCGGAAAAUAUCAAGUGAACACAAAAAAUGUGAUUCAAUCAUCGCUUUAAUUAUUUUAACUGCAGAUAAAUAAAAACCAUCAAUUUAUUUUUAAUUUAAUCUAAGAAUAUUUAUAAAGUUA